Anolis carolinensis (green anole) is the source of this 1546-nucleotide messenger RNA. RefSeq names its product zinc finger protein 24. The record is from RefSeq and is a predicted model, not a curated record. The transcript is spliced from 3 exons. NCBI's taxonomy places the organism in Eukaryota, Metazoa, Chordata, Lepidosauria, Squamata, Anolidae. The coding region runs from base 701 to 1294 and encodes 197 amino acids.
AGAGAGAGAGAGAGAGAGAGAGAGCAAGGGACUGGGGAAGGGAGGUCAACAGACCAAGAGAAGGAAGGAAGGAAGGAAGGGCGCUCGGAAAGGGAGGGGCCCCCAGGGAUCAGCUGGCAUGGACAUUCACAACAGAGGGACAUGCAGACAAAGGGACAACAACAACAACAACAACAACAACAACAUUUGUAUCCUGCCACCAUCUCCCCCAGAGGGGACUCGGCGUGGCUCACAGAAAGAUCCCAUACAAAACAGGAACAAUAUACAAGACAGCAAUCAACAAGAAGCCCUGCUUGACUCUCAAGCCAAAAGUGGGUGGUAGAAAUCACAUGGUACAAAAGCUGACUGGCACAACCUGGGGAUCCCAACCAGGCCCUGGAAAGACAGGCGCUUGGCUCCUCUGCUGCUGAAUUCACAGGCCCAGUGGGGAAGACAUCUCACCACGUUCAAACAGUGGACGUGGCUCUUCAUGAGACAUGCCGCACCGUCACAGGAUGUCUGCGCCCCACACCACUGGAGAAAUGAUACUGUUGAGUCCCUCUGGGGAGAGAGGGCAGUCUAGAAAUGAAAUGAGGAAAUGUGAUUUUUGGCUGAGAAUUUCGGAGUAGAGCCUGUGGAGGGAUUUCCUUCCCUUGAAAGAAAGAAGAGGAAGGAAAAGCAUCUUGGAUACUGUUGGGUUCUUCACCAGAGUGGUUCCAACAUGGAGAGACCCAACUCACGUGGACCUGAAGCAGGACCUGGGGGCAGUGGGGAAUCCUGGGAAAGAACCAGACAUGAGUCCCUGAGUGUGGACCUUGACAGCUCGGACACACAGCGCCAGCGCUUCAGGCAGUCCUCCUACCAAGAGGGUGAAGGACCCAGAGGGGUUUGCAGUCGUCUCCACGAUCUGUGCCGCCAGUGGCUGAAGCCAGAGCAGCACACCAAGGCCGAGGUGCUGGACCUGGUGACCCUGGAGCAGUUUCUGAGCAUCCUGCCCCCAGAGAUGGGGAGCUGGGUCCGAGAGUGUGGGGCAGAGACCUGUUCCCAGGCGGUGGCCCUGGCGGAAGGCUUCCUCCUGAGUCGGGCCGAGGACAAGGAGCAGGAAGGACAGGCCCAUAACAAUAACUCCAUGGAAGUCCCUGCACCAGAGGAAUCUCCACCAGACACCACCCAGAGUCUCAGGCAGAAGGAGCUGAAGCGGGAAGGAGACGGGGCUGCCGCCUUGCAGGGUGAGAAGGAACUCUUCUGGGAGUUUUGGGGUUUUGUGCCAGUGGAAAUCCCGCUUUGGGGGGAUGAUUGUACACCCACAGUUUGAGCUUCAGAAGGUGAACAUGCCGGAUCAUUUGGCCUUGAGAUGGGUAUAUAUCUUAAACUCAUGUCCUUUGUGUGAUGUUUUAUGGACUUAAUAUGUAUUUUAUAGAAAGGCAGUUUUAAUGUAGAUCUUUUAUAGUUAUAUAUAUAUCUUUGUUGAAUUUUGACAAUGUUUGUGUUUUUAAAAUUAUGUUGUAACCUCCCUCGAACUGCAAGGAGAGGCGAGUAAGAAAUAAAAUUAUUAUUAUUAUUAUCA